Molecule: messenger RNA, 1927 nt
Organism: Talaromyces stipitatus ATCC 10500
Lineage: Eukaryota; Fungi; Ascomycota; Eurotiomycetes; Eurotiales; Trichocomaceae
Product: DUF28 domain protein
Exons: 3
Coding region: 29-859 (276 amino acids)
Cellular component (GO): mitochondrion
Source: RefSeq, a predicted model, not a curated record
AUGCCUGACCACUCUCAGUUCUCUCAUCAUGGCGAGCGCAUUCGGUCUGCGACUGACUCGCCGACCCCGACUGAAUACUCAAUGGGUUUGCGACACAUGUCGCUCGUUUCAUGUGUCAGUAGCGGUUCAGUCAGGGCAUAGCCGGUGGUCGACAAUCAAGCAUGACAAAGCGAAGAACGACAAGGCCAAGAGCAAAGAGCGAGGAAUGUUAACACAAGAGUUGAUUAAUGCAUCGCAGCUAUGGGGACCAGACCCAAAAAAUAACCCUCGUCUCCAACUCGCAAUUGCCAAAGCGAAACAAUCACAGAUGCCCAAAUCAAUAAUAGACAACGCAAUUGCUCGUGGCCAAGGCGUCACAGCAUCAGGACAAGCCCUCGAGGCAGUCACGAUUGAAGCCAUGUUACCCGGAACAGUUGCGGCCGUCAUUGAGUGCAUGGCCGAGAAUAAAGCUCGAAUUCUACAGGACGUACGAUUCACAAUCAAGGACAAUGGAGGUUCUGUGACUCCGACUACAUAUCUUUUCGAGAAGAAAGGGAGGAUUGUGUUCGAGAACAAAGAAGGAACAAAUCCAGACGAUUAUCUGGAUCAGGCAAUCGAAGCCGGCGCAACAGAUAUAGACACAGAUGCUGAAGGAAGACUGGUUGUGUAUACGGAGCCAACGGCGACCAAAUCUGUGGGAGAAGCACUUUCGCAAGCGACAGGUCUAGUUAUUGCGCAAUCACAGAUUAUUUGGGAUCCGAAUAAAGACACAAUGGUCAAAGUGGAAGAUCCGGAGCAACUCAAUCAGCUUGACGAGGUUUUGGCUGCGUUGCGGGAAGAAUCCAGCGUGCAGGAUAUUUUCCUAAAUACAACAAUCUGAACCAACCUUGGCCCAUUCGUCUACAGGCUGUUAAGAGCAAGCCCGGGAGUUUCUUCUUCUCAAGUGAAGGAGAAAACGUGUACUAUUACAUAUAACUGGCAUCAUUUACGCGACCUGCAUUGACUGCAACAUUGUACAUAACUGAGCAUCCGGGAUAGAUAAGAUAUAUUUCAAUCAUCUUUCCGGAACUCUUUCAUAGUACUUCUCAUCAACUUCCCAAUACCAUCACUGCCCAUGCUGUCAAACCAUUCCAACAUCUUCACCCUAUAUUCUUGCCAGGUCAGCUUCAAUCCGCCUUCCUUUUCAAGCGUCUUCAAUGCAUUUUGCGUGACAGGUUUUCGCAACCUGAACUCUUCCCGGCCGGUUUCAGUACUCUGCUCCUCAAGAACAGCGAAACAUGCUGCCGAAUGGUUCGCCAAAGCAACAUGAUGACUAAGAGAAAACAUCAAUCCAAGCAACCGUGAGCGUUCUGAUCUUCGCGAUUUAGUGCACGGUUUCGCCAAACGAGGUUGCACAGGUCCAUGAUAUAGCCAUUAUAAAGACCGAUCAUUUCAGGGGGAUAGAAUUCUCCAGUGGACUUGUCCGGUGACCGCAAUGUUUGAGAUGUUAAUGAAGUUUCAAAUGAGUUCUUGUAUGUAGCGAGGAUACUACAUAGGCGUGAUAUUUGAGCGAGAUUAGAUGUGAAUGUCAGACUGUAUAUCACGGGUGGUAGGGGUACUGUCAGGCGGAUAUUGCCAUUAGUCGAGGCAUGGGAGUAAAGCUCCGCUAAAUUUGAGUACAGAUCGAGAAUACUCAUUAUCACGGGUUUGGAAUCACCCACAUUCCUAGCCUCCGUGGUAAAUGGUACCUCCAUAAGCGACAGUAGGAGGAACUCGACAUGCGUGAUUAGAGACACCAGUAGCCUGAGGUUUCCACUAGUGAAUGAGGAAUCUUGUGUCCUGAGACUUAUUCCCCAUCGCCGAAUCAAGUUUGCAUAGAAGUCAAGAAGGUCUGUCCUUGAUGAUGCUGUAUGAUCUAAAACGGUGGUAUCUAGUCGCUCCAGGUACUGGCUCCGAAUGUCAUCAUACG